Lycium ferocissimum is the source of this 1035-nucleotide messenger RNA. RefSeq lists its product as uncharacterized. The record is from RefSeq and is a predicted model, not a curated record. The transcript is spliced from 3 exons. NCBI's taxonomy places the organism in Eukaryota, Viridiplantae, Streptophyta, Magnoliopsida, Solanales, Solanaceae. The coding region runs from base 1 to 1035 and encodes 344 amino acids.
AUGGCUACAGUAAGAUUAGUUAUUGCAGUUGUUGCUGCUAAGCACUGGAACAUUCAGCAAAUGGACGUCUACAAUGCCUUCUUGCAAGGUGACUUGUAUGAGGAGGUGUACAUGACCAUUCCUGAAGGAUUCUACAAAAUUGUGAUUGUCUUUAGCUAUGUUGAUGACUUGUUGAUCGCUGGUAAUGAUGAUCAUCUGAUACAUGAGACAAAGGGAGCCUUGCAAGCAACUUUCAGAAUCAAAGACCUUGGUAAACUUAGAUACUUUCUUGCCAUUGAGUUUGCUAGAAGCAAAGAUGGCAUUUUGAUGCACCAAAGAAAGUAUGCAUUGGAGCUUAUUUCAGAUAUGGGACUUGUAGGGUCCAAACCUGCAUCUACCCCCAUGGAAGUGAACCAAAAGUUGACUACAGCAGAGUUUGACCAUCACAUACCUUCAGAAAAUUCAGAUCCACUUUUGUCCAAUCCUACAGCUUAUCAAAGAAUUGUUGGGAGGCUUCUUUACCUCACAACCACUAGGCCUGAUAUAGCAUUUGUUGUGCAAUGCUUGAGCGAAUUUAUGCACUCUCCAAAAGAGUCUCAUAUGGAGGCAGCAAUCAGGCUUGUCAAGUACAUCAAACAAGCACCUGGAUUGGGGAUUUUGAUGAACUCACAUAGCCUCAAUCACUUGAGCGUGCACUGUGAUGCAGAUUGGGGUUCCUGUGUGAACAGCAGAAGGUCUACCACUGGAUAUUUGGUCAAGUAUGGCUUAUCUCCCAUUUGUUGGAGGUCUAAGAAACAAGCUACUAUUUUUAAGAGUUCAGCUGAAGCUGAGUACAGGGCAAUGGCAUCCUCAGUUGCUGAAGUUGUGAUCCAAUCUGGAUUAGUUUCACCACAUUUUCUUCCUUCAGCUCAACAACCUACUAAUCUGUUUACCAAAGCACUUGGGAGAGGGCCUCACAAUCAUCUUAUGUCUAAGCUCGGUAUAAAGAACAUCUUUAUUGCACCUAGCUUGAGGGGAGGUGUGAAGGAACUCAGCAAGUGUGUUGAUGUGCCUUGA